Messenger RNA from Clonostachys rhizophaga, 1620 nucleotides. The record is from the annotation of a GenBank genome assembly. NCBI's taxonomy places the organism in Eukaryota, Fungi, Ascomycota, Sordariomycetes, Hypocreales, Bionectriaceae.
AUGACAAUCGUUGAAGAUCUGUCCGGCCAACGCCGGUAUGACUAUAUCAUUGUUGGCGGGGGUACUGCUGGCUGUGUCGUUGCCAGUAGACUUGCGGAGACCCUCCCCUAUGCCAACAUCAUCAUGAUUGAGGGAGGUGCAAGUGAUUUCGGCAACGAAAACAUUCUCAACCUCAAGGGCCUAGUCGACCUCUGGGGUUCCGAAGACUAUGACUACGAGUAUCGGUCUGUCCCACAGCCAUUCGGUAAUAGCAACAUUCUCCAUUCCCGAGCCAAGAUGUUGGGAGGCUGCUCAAGCCACAACGGGGGCAUCUCCUUCAUUCCAUUCGAACUUGACCUGGCCAGAUGGCAGAAGCUGGGCGCCACUGGUUGGAGCCACGCCGAAAUGGUGCGUCUCUACAACAAGCUUCGUGUCAACAUUAUCCCCGUCGACGACCGCCACCGCAGCCAGCUGGUCAAGGAUUGGAUCACAACCUGCUCUAACCUCUUCAACGUUCCCAUCGUCAAAGACUUUAACCAGGAGAUUGCUCGGAACGGGAAGCUUACCCCGGCAACUGGCUUCCUUAGUGUCUCGUACACCCCCGAGAAUAACCACCGGAGCAGCGCAAGUGUGGCCUACAUACAUCCCAUCUUGCGAGGAGAUGAACACCGGCCCAACUUGACCAUCCUCCAAAAGUCUCGCGUCAUGAAGAUUUUGAUUAGAGACCAAACAGCGGUCGGUGUCCGGGUCAAAACGGACGCCGGAAAGAGUUUUAAUGUUGGUGCAAGCAGAGAAGUGAUUCUCACAGCUGGUGCUAUUGAUACUCCCCGUCUCAUGCUUUUGUCUGGUCUCGGCCCACGUUCUCAGCUGGAAUCACUCAACAUACCCGUCGUGAAGGAUCUUCCCGGGGUAGGGGAGAAUCUGCAAGACCACGUCGAGAGCAUGUACAUGUGGGAGCUCAACGAGAAAACCCCACCUGAACAAGUGGCCAUGGGGUCCGAGGCCAGCUUGGUGCUCCGGCGCGAGGUCCCAAACGCCAGAGGAGAUGAUGGCGAUGCGAUCGACACCAUGUUCCACAUGUUCACUGUCCCGUUUGACAUGUACACGAAGCCCAUGGGCUACGAAACCCCCAAGCAUGCCUUUUGCGUCAUCCCCUACAAUCCAAGGCCCGCUUCUGUCGGUCGAAUGUAUCUCAAGUCGGCCGACCCGAAUGAGAAACCAGCCCUAGACCAGCGGUACUUUAGCGAUUCCGAGGGCUACGACAAGGAUACGAAUCUGUUUAUGCUCAAAGCGGCGCGAAAGAUGGCGCAGGCGGGGCCUUUCAAGAACUAUCUGAAACGAGAGAUUGCGCCGGGCCCCAAGGUUACCACGGAUGAGCAGCUUUGCGAGUACGGGCGCAAGGUCUCAAACACAGUCUAUCAUCCCUGUGGAACAGCCAAGCUGGGAGACCUCAGGGACGAUCCCAUGGCCGUGGUGGAUCCAGAGCUCAGGGUUCGAGGAAUCAAGAGCCUGCGUGUCGCCGACGCGAGUGUAUUCCCAUGCAUGACAUCAAUCAACCCCAUGGUGACGGUUCUUUGCAUUGGGGAGAAGGCGGCGGAGUUGAUUGUUGCAGACUCCAAAGGGCUGAGCGCGGUACUGUAG